This is a messenger RNA of Phalaenopsis equestris, 903 nucleotides long. RefSeq lists its product as uncharacterized. The transcript has 2 exons. The record is from RefSeq and is a predicted model, not a curated record. The coding region runs from base 79 to 711 and encodes 210 amino acids. NCBI's taxonomy places the organism in Eukaryota, Viridiplantae, Streptophyta, Magnoliopsida, Asparagales, Orchidaceae.
ACAUUUAAAUGCGCACCACAUGCACUUCCUUCCCCACUCAUACUUUCUCCAUCUUCUCCCUCCUCCAAAGCCCACACCAUGAAUCCUCAUGGAGGAGAAACCUCAUUCUGCUACUUCCAUCCAAAGUCAUCUCUUGUGGGAGUCUGCGCUCUCUGCCUCAAGGAAAGACUCCUCAGCCUCGCCGCAAAGCAGGCCCACGUUCUUCUUCCUCAAAACCCUAAUAAAAUCAUGCGACAGCUGAGGAGAAAGCCUUCCAUUGCUCUUCCAAAGGUCUUCGCUUUAGGCUCAUUCUUCCACCUCUUUGAAGCUCGACCUCAGAAGCCGGAGGAAGAAGACAAAGAAGGCUCGGUGGCCAGCAGCCUUGAAGAUUCUUUCAUAUCAAUAAGGUUUGAGGCUGAUGGGCGCGGUUCAUGGGAGAGUAUGAAGAAAUCAAGAGAAGGGUGGCCAUGGCUUCCCAGCGGAAGAGGAGGGGAUGAGUUGCAGGAGUAUAUUAAUGGCAGGAGGAACAGUGUGGUGGAGAAAUCUACGCGGCAGAGAGGGCUGAGGUGGCGGAAGAGGAUUGGAGAGUUCAUCCAGCUGGCGCGCUGGAAUAGGUCCCGCAAGGCUGGAGCUUCUCAUGCGGUGAUUGUGAGGAAGGUGGAGAGAGGAAGGGGGAGAAGGGGUUGGAUAAGAAGCUUGACUAGAAGGACUGUGGUCUCUACCACAGAUUAGGGGGAGAGAAUAUUAGGAGUCGUCAUGCAUAUGAACUCGAUGUAUAAUAUUAUUGUAUAUUAUUGUACAACAUGUGUAUAACAAUGCUCAUAAAAUCGGUCUGCAUGACACGAAAUAGUUUUUGCAUUUGAGGACCCUAAUGUUGAAUUUCAUUGGUUUAUUUGAGAGGAUUUACAUACAUGUCAAUUUACA